AUGCACGCCAACGCUGAGCCUGCCAAUUAUUCCUCGGUCGAAGAUGUGCCCCUGGCAGCCGAGUCAAAAUGUUGGCGACAGCUUGAAGUCAGAAAUAUGGACCAAGAAUCGAUCCAUCGGCUCUGCCACUUCGGACUUUACAACGAAGAUUACGCCAAGAUGAAGGGACUUGAACCGUUUUCUUCUCAUGAGGAAAGUGCUGGAUUCUCGCUGUACCGGGAUUGGAGCUUGUCUCAGUCACUUGCCGAAGGCUCUGACGCUAUAGCUGCCAAGCUUGAAGAACAAAGCUCUCACAUAUUCUCGCGUAUUCCUUUCACAGAGUUUGUUCGACGGGCCUACGGUCUUCCCUCGCAAGCGAUUGAGCGUUCCCUUUGGGAAUAUGAUUUUCUCGAGGUGAAAAUUUACAGCACGUUUAUCCGAAACCUCCAGCAUCUCGAGCUUUUGGGUGAAUUGAAACAAAGUUUGAAGAAAAUAGAUGCAGAUCCAUUUUUGUACGCUGCGAUUGAGAAGGCUUUGCAACGAGUUAUGCUCCAAAUAAAUCCACACGUGCCAUUAAUUGAUAAAAGGUUGGAAAAUGUGAAGCCGGAGCUAGACGAACGACUCCAGUGGAUUAUCGAGCCACUGCAGCGACUGCUCCAGACCCCCGACACUGCUCGAAAUAUAUUACAACAACUGGAGAUAUUAGAGAAUCGGUUCUACAAGCUCUACAGGUCCCCUGAAGCCAAUUGGGGGCCAUUCAAUACCGAUACAUUAUUCUUUGGACAAAUUCAACGGAUUGAUGUGUCCGAAUUUGCCAACGCUUUGUCGAGGAAAGAUCAAGAUUUCCUUUCGCAGUACGUUGUGGAUGCCCUCUAUGCAAAAGACGAUCAUGCUCGGCGAAAACUCAACACACGAUGGAACGACCUCAGCAUUGAAGUUGAAGAGUGCAUGGUUGCUAAGGUUGAUGUUUCUCGGAAAAUUGAUCAUUUGACCCAGGGCAUCAAAGCAAGUGGCCUUCACACAAAAGCUUUGGAAGACUUUGGCUACCUCGUCGAUUCAGAGAAUAAUUAUGAGAGGUAUCGGCGACGAGCCAAGACUAGACCCGGAAUGGACUUCUUUUUUCCUGCACUCAGUGCCGCUGUCCGGGGAAAUUUCACGUUCGCAGACGAGGUGAUUGAUCGGUUUGCGCGCUACAAUGUUGAAGACUACCAACGUCAUUCUUUUGUUUGUUUUUUUACUGCUUGCUUCGGACGUUGA
Penicillium samsonianum is the source of this 1236-nucleotide messenger RNA. RefSeq lists its product as uncharacterized. The record is from RefSeq and is a predicted model, not a curated record. The coding region runs from base 1 to 1236 and encodes 411 amino acids. The transcript is spliced from 4 exons. Lineage: Eukaryota; Fungi; Ascomycota; Eurotiomycetes; Eurotiales; Aspergillaceae.